AUGCCUGUGAAUAUGCUCCUUGUAACAUUUACAUCAAAAUUGAUCUUUUGUCCUGUCUGGUCAAAGGGAUUAGUACACGUGCCUAUCAAUGUUGAUCAUACCCAUACUUGUAUUGACCUUUUUACUGGCAAGAGUCAACUCAAUGGAGCUAGAUCAAGUUAUCAGUUUGGUGAUUCGUGUGAUAACAUAUACCUUUUCUGCGACCCAGCAACAAACACUUGUAAUACAAAAGGAUGUACAAAUGCUGAUUAUCUUAAAGGAUGGGAUUUAACUGUACGAAAGAUGCCCGACAGAUGUGGAAAUGGUACCUAUUGUCCAGACAACAAUUCAAACUGUGUUCCACUCUUGUCUAUCGGUUCUCACUGUGAAAUGCAACGCGAUGAUGAGUGCUCGGGUCAAACUUCCAUCUGCCUCAAUUCAACAUGCUUUAUAAAGGGAGCUCCAAUGGGAGGAAAUUGUGGAUCUGACACAACAAAUUAUGUAUCUUAUGAUGCCGAGGGAUUUGCUGUCCAACAGACUAUCAUCAGAGAUAAUUGUACGAUUGGCUCGUUCUGUGAAGAUCAGACUUCAUAUACCUGCAUUCCAUCAAAAGUUAACGGACUGGCAUGCAACCAGGACCGCGAAUGUAUCUCGGGAACAUGCAGCAACGACGGUACUUGCGUCAAUGGUCCGGACGUCUUCCACACGAUCCAGCCCUGGCUCUGGGGUGUUCUGGGUGCAGCCGUGACGAUCUUUGUGCUGCUGAUCUUGGGUGCUCUCUGGGUCUUGCACCGCUACCAAUCCAAUCUCGAACACGAAAAGAUUGCCAAGUUCUUUGGCGACAAUGAAGAGUUUGGUCGGUAUGCCAUGGCCGACCGAGACGACGAGGACACCUCGGCUUCGUCUUAUGACGGCGGCUAUUUCCCUGACCGGCCACGGAUGCCAAUGCUCGCCAACGAAAGUGUCGUCUAUCUGACCACCCCAGAUUACAUCAAAUCGUCCUCGCUUUCGACUCACUCGAAGCGCAAUGCAUCAGCUACCCGUCUCCGAGACGCAAACGCUCCUCCACCACCACCUCCUCUAGGACACGAAUCAGGAAAUGGUGCCCUUUUCUCCUGA
Messenger RNA from Phycomyces blakesleeanus NRRL 1555(-), 1098 nucleotides. RefSeq lists its product as hypothetical. The transcript is spliced from 7 exons. The record is from RefSeq and is a predicted model, not a curated record. Bases 1 to 1098 code for a protein of 365 amino acids. Lineage: Eukaryota; Fungi; Mucoromycota; Mucoromycetes; Mucorales; Phycomycetaceae.